Molecule: messenger RNA, 1728 nt
Organism: Saprolegnia parasitica CBS 223.65
Lineage: Eukaryota; Oomycota; Saprolegniomycetes; Saprolegniales; Saprolegniaceae
Exons: 2
Coding region: 1-1728 (575 amino acids)
Source: RefSeq, a predicted model, not a curated record
AUGAGCAAGACGACCAACGAGACGACGACGGCUGUGAGCCUCGAGGAGAGGGAAGACCAGCACCUCUUUUUCCAGGCGCUUCGGCGCCGGCCCGUCUCCCGCCACCACGACGCGCUUCAUGCCCGCGGCGUCGCCCACAUCGGCGACGACCGACCGAUCCCGACGCCGCCUGCCGUCGACGUGCUCAGUAUGAACCGCAAUGCGAUGAUCUGCAAGGCCGUCGUGCUUCUAUGGCGCUACCACGUGCGCAUGGGCGCGUGGCGGAAAUGGACGCUUGUGGCGGCCGCCGAAACCAAGCGUCUGCGCGAACUGCACCUCCGGCAACUGCGCGACGCAGCGAUGACACUGCUCCGUCAAUCGUCUCUGACGUACGACGUCGACGCGAUGGCGACGCUGCUCGAGUGGGUCAAAGAGCUCCAUGGCAAGAUUUUUCGCGACCUGUCCAGAGACCAGCUGCAAGACAUUGUCUCGCACAUGAACCUGCGUCCCGUCCUUGCCCACGACUGUUUGUUCCUCGAAGGCGAUAUUGGCCACGGCUACUACUUGCUGCUCUCGGGCGCAGUGUCGAUCUACGUGGGCAUGCCGGCAACAACGACCUUGCGCCUCGCCCAAUCCCGAUUCGAAGCGCUGGAGGCCAUCCGCCAGGCCCCGACCUUGCUCGGUACGUACAAAUAUGACGUUCUUGAGGGCGACGGCUUUGGCGAGGUGUACGACCGAACGCUUCGAAAAGCGCAGUUGGCAGCCUAUCGCAAUGCGCAGGCCAUGGCCUUUCUGCCGACAGUCGACAUGUUCGCCGACUGGGUGCACGCCAAGCUUGUGACGCUGUAUGGUCUCCUCGAUCGGCGACAAGUGGCCUUUGGCCAGCACCUCUUGACCCAAGACAAGCCGAUCCCUGCGAUCUACUUCAUCUUGUCGGGGCACGUGCACCUCGUGCAGACGUGGAUAACACGUGGCAGCGACAUCAAGCCCGCAACGACGCUGCCCAUCACGGUCGACACGGUCGGCUGCCGCGGUAUUCUCGGGAUGCAAACGCUGGUCGAGCCGUUGCGAAGACGGAGCAAGUACACCGCGAUCGCCGCGUCUGACGCGGUCGAGUGCUUUGCCGUGCCUCUAGUGCACUUGGAUGCGUUCCGCGCUCUGCUUCCAUCGAGCCACAUGGCGCAUUUACGAGAUUCGUGGCACGCCCUCGACGCCGCACGCGCUGCGCGGUUUGAGCAUGCGAUCGCUGUCUUGCAAACCAAGACGGCAACGACCCCUAUACAACAUUUGCCUGCAAAGCCGGAGAGCAUCAGGUUGACACCGAAACUACGGUUCGAGCGCGAGAAAGGACCGAUGACGCUGCCGACGAUGACGUCUCUGGCCGGGAAGAAAUUUGUGUUUCACGAUUUCGACCUGCUGUCGCAUAAAGAGCCGACAUACCUCGCAUCAUCGUCCUUGCCAAAGAUGACGCGUGUCGCCAAGCCGCCGCCGCCCAAGGACGAGUGCGCCAAGGUCGCGGCGCUGCAUUUGCGCGCGUUGGAAGCGCACGCAUGGGACGCGAUGCCCAUAACGUCGCCGCGAAAAACGGGCGACGUGCGGAGUCCCGAGCGCCCGCCGCUCCCGCCCUUUGAACGCAGCGUGGCGACCACGCGGUUGAAAGCCCGGGCUGUCGCGGCCGAGCACACGUCGUUCACCAAGGCGCGGCGGAUCGUCCACGAACCGCUCUUGUCGUUUAAACAUGCGUUUUAA